Molecule: messenger RNA, 7361 nt
Organism: Adelges cooleyi (spruce gall adelgid)
Lineage: Eukaryota; Metazoa; Arthropoda; Insecta; Hemiptera; Adelgidae
Product: zinc finger SWIM domain-containing protein 5-like
Exons: 16
Coding region: 289-4299 (1336 amino acids)
Cellular component (GO): Cul2-RING ubiquitin ligase complex
Molecular function (GO): zinc ion binding
Source: RefSeq, a predicted model, not a curated record
ACGGGUGCGGCUGUUCGUGGUGCGCGGUGUGGCCAGUGUUAACGCGUGUGUUGAGUGUUUGUGUGUGCAAGUGGUAAAUCGCUAGUAGGUGGUGUGGUGCGCGCCGCGUUAAUAUUAUUAUAAUUUUUUUUUUUUUUAUAAAUCAUAUUAUUGUACCAUAGUAUAUCAGUGUACCCAGUGCAUGCGUGCGUGUGAUGCGUGCCCGGAAAGCGUCUACCGCAGUCAGCACCAGCAGCAGUCGUCGUACCGUAGUGGUCGCGUUAACGCCGUCGUAGCGCCGCCGCAACAAUGACGUCGUGCAAACGGCCGUGCUGCAGCCGCGGUGUCGCCAACAAGCGUCCGUGCUGCCGAGACGACGGCGGCGGCCCAUCGUCGUCGUCCGGGGCGGCCGGCGGCUCCGGCACGCGGCAGUCGGCCGACUCGCUGUUGGACAUCACCGCCCGGAUAGUGGCCGAGAACAUACCGUUCCAGCGGAUCGAGGAACGGUACAGCCGCAUACCGGAACCGGUGCAGCGACAGAUCAUCUACUGGUCGUUUCCGCGCAACGAACGUGACAUAUUCAUGUAUUCGUCGCUGAUACGCGUGUCCCAGGCCAGUUCGUCGUCGCAGACCUCGGAACAGAGUAACCUGUCGUUCUACAAGGGCCUCAAACUCCUAGAGAGCGGUUGCGUCGAUCGUGUGCUCCAAGUCGGGUUCCAUUUGAGCGGUGUCGUUUGGAAUCAAAGGCCGGGUUCACCGCAGUUUAAUCAUCCUGAUCAAGAGAACAAAAAGCACAAAGUGUCAGUCAGUUUUGACAGGUGUAAGAUAACGUCGGUGACAUGCAGCUGCGAUACGAAAGACAUAUUUUGGUGCCCCCACGUAGUGGCCUUGUCCUUGUACAGGAUACGAAACGCGGACAGUGUCAGGCUCAGGGUCCCGAUAUCAGAAACCCUGUUGCAAAUGGACAGACAACAGCUGCAAAAAUUCGUCCAGUACCUGAUUUCGGAACACCACACCGAAGUUUUGCCGACUGCUCAAAAGCUGGCCGAUGAAAUCCUACAGCAGCGUUCGGAAAUCAAUCAGAUAGCCGGAGCACCCGACCCAACUGCUGGACCGAGCGCCGACGACGAACAUACGUGGCACCUGGAUGAGGAACAAGUAUGCGAACAAGUCAAGUCGUACCUGACCCACGGAAGCUACUAUAAUGCCAACAAGCAGCUCAAUUCCCUGUUCGCCAAGGUACGUGAAAUGUUGCGGGCCCAAGAUUCCAACGGCGCUCGCAUGUUGACCCUGAUCACCGAACAGUUCUUGUGCGAUCCCCGGCUGGCCUUAUGGAAGUCGCAGGGCACUCCCAUCACGGACAAAUGCCGGCAGCUCUGGGACCAGCUGGGCGCCCUAUGGGUGUGUAUCGUGUUGAACCCACAUUGCACCAACCAGGACAAGAGCCAGUGGAAGACGCUGCUGGAGAAGUGGACGCACGUGGACAUUUGUCCACCUGAAGACCCCGACAUGUUGGCACUACCUCCGGCUUUUAACGAUAGAAACAACCACCAUGCACCGGCAGAAAACGCAUCCGAUGACGACGUGGACAAUGCCAAUUACAGACCAUCGUCCAGGUCGAGUAGAUCGAGUCCAAGGUACAGGAGCAGUUAUCCAAGCACGAGCCAACGAAUAAACCGAACGAUAUUCCAUAGGGCUCUGGACGCGGUAGGCAUGUCCUGGGACAACAUACACCUGAAGAACAUUUUAUCCAGCGACACGUACAGCAGUCACAUACCGGACAGCACACAAUCUGGCAGUUUCAACUCGUUGGGUCAACCCUUGUGGCACGAACCGUUGGCCACGUGCGCUUCGCGUGUGGACGCUUUGAGGUCUCACGGCCACCACGCGGCCGCCCUGAGAUUAGCCGUAUGCGUGGUGCGUACAAUGAAACAGCAACAACUGGACGCGCAACGGCGGUGGCAGGAGAGCCAAAAACCACCGCCUCGGUGUCCGUCGCGACACUCAAACCCGCCGACCCGGUGCUACGAGCUGCGGCCGGCGCAGUCGUGUUCGUACGACACUUACUCACAGACUAGGCCUUGUUCUUCGCGGUGCGCACCCUGCCCGAUGGUCGGCUACGACAGGCUGUCGUCUCCUUCGUCCGCGUCUUCGCCGUCGUCGUCGUGCAACUUGUCACGGUGCGGCUACAACGACUCCGGCUCGUCUCGUUCCGGAUACGCUAACGCCGGCUGCACCAGUUACAGGUGCACGGCGUUUGCGGACUCGCCUAGGCCCAACUUGUGCACCGCGCCCCGUUGCAACAGCUACUGCACGUACUACGACAAUCACCCGCGGACGCCGGGCCCGUCUUCCGGGUCGGGCUACCGGUACCCGGAACGUACCAACAGCCGUAACGGCUCGCGGAGCAAUUCUAACCAAAACGUGUUGCACAACAGCUGGACGGAAGGAUGGGUCGGUCAUCCCAUGGAUCCGAUCGGCUGUCUGUUCGACACACUGACUGAUGCUUCUAUAGUUCCUGAUCCAAAUGUGCCUCAUUCGUCGUCGUUUUUCGACGCCAACACGUCAGAAGAAGGAGGCAGCCUACGUCCCACCCCCCGUCUCACUCACAUACCGGUGCUCGGUUCUCAAGAUCGAUCUGAAACUUAUCUCUCGCUGGCCGUCGAAGUGGCCCUCAUCGGACUUGGCCAACAGCGUAACAUGCCACCCGGACUAUACGCUCAGGAAAAAGCAUGCAAACAAGAAGACAGACUGAUAGCAAAACUCCAAGAGCUCGAUAUGGAUACGAACCUGGUCGGUGUGCUUAGGAGACAAGCCAUCGUUCUUUUGGACGGCGGUCCUACCAGUGGCUUGGGUUUGGGCGUGCACAGAGACAGCAUACCCAUGCAUACGUUCGCCAGAUUCUUGUUCGUCGCUUUGCUCGACUACUAUCCGGACUUGGCCUAUGAAGUCGGUCUGCGCGCCAUGAGGUUGCCCAUCUUAGAAGACCAUGAAGAUUCGGACAAUCCAAACGGCAAUCCGUCGUCGGUGAUGUUGAACCGCUACCCUCGCUGGUUCACUCUGGGUCACAUCGAAACUCAACAGUGUACUUUAGCUUCGACCAUGCUGAGUGCUGCCAAAGGGGAACUACUCCGACUGAGAACGGUAUUGGAAUCGGCGCAAAGACACAUACACAGUUCGUCGCACUUGUUCAAACUGGCCCAAGACGCUUUUCGAUUUGCAACUCCUGAGAAUGGACCCAGACACCCUCCUCUGUUGACCGUCGCCUUCGAACUGGGACUGCAAGUUAUGCGAAUUACCUUGGCGUCUUUGAAUUGGAGAAGACGUGAGAUGGUUCGAUGGUUGGUCACUUGUGCCACUGAAGUGGGCAUGGAUGCUUUAACGUCGGUCAUGCAAAAUUGGUUCCAACUGUUUACGCCCACGGAAGCUACAGGACCCGUUGCCACGACCAUCAUGUCUCACAGCACUAUGAUGCGGUUGAAUUUAUCAUUUGAACAACAAGAACAGUUAUCUAGCUACGCUCGUACAUUGGCUCUUCAGUGCGCUUCUAAAGACCCUCCUAACUGUGCUCUGAACGCGUUGACAUUGUGUGAGAAUGACGCAACUGCGUUUGAAGCGGCUUAUCAAAUCGUGUUGGAUGCCGCUUCUCACAUAAUGACUUCCUCUCAACUGUUCACCAUAGCCAGAUACAUGGAACACCGCGGGUACCCUAACAGAGCAUACAAACUUGCAAUGUUGGCUAUGAAAAACGUCCAUUUAGCAUACAAUCAGGACACCCAUCCGGCCAUCAAUGAUAUACACUGGGCUUGCGCACUCAGCCACUCGUUGGGCAAAAAUGAACUUGCCACCAUGAUACCAUUGCUGGUUAAGAACGUUCAGUGUGCCACCGUAUUAUCAGACAUUUUGCGUCGUUGUUCAAUGACUCCUCCGGGAAUGACUUGUGCUCACACCUUGCCGCCACCCGACAGUAAACAUCACCACCACCACCAUCAUCACCAUCAUCACCACCAUCACCAUCGCAACAAUGGUAACAGUUCUUCUCGUUGUAGCAUGAUGAAAGGUCUAUCCUAUGAACGCGCCCCAUUGCGUAUACUGUUGGAAGCGGCCGUUGCGGCUUACGUUAACACCACCCAUUCAAGGCUAACACACAUAUCCCCUCGACACUACGCUGACUUCAUCGAGUUCUUAGGCAAGGCAAGGGACACUUUUCUAUUGGCUCAUGAUGGCCAUGCACAAUUUGCACAGUUGCUGGACAACAUGAAGCUGGCAUACAAAGGCAAAAAGAAACUUAUGUUCCUGGUCAAGGAGCGCUUCGGGUGACUAGGACACAGCGCGGUGACGCCUUUCCGCAGAUGAAGUGUAUUCAUACAUAUUACUCGGUUAGACAAAGUAUAAGACACCGCGCUUAACUGAAGUCAUCGGUGAAGUUACCUAAUAUAUAUAUAUAUAUUUAUGUAUAAAAGAAACAACAACCUAUGAACUUCUUUUUAAUUUGAUCUAUUUGUGUCUACAUUUACUUUACCCAUUUUUAAUUCAGGUAACCUGUUGAGUUACCAUCUGAGUAUGAUACAUAUACAUAUUUUUACAGAUGACUCAUUUUACCUGUAAAUAAACAUUUUCCAUGACAACCAAUUGUAAGCCGUAUAGGGGGAAAAUAUCCACACUAUUCUCUUUUUUUUUUUAUUCUAAGUAUAAUGGGUAUGACCAAAUAUAAUAAUUAUUUCUAGAAAUUUAAACACUAAUGAUUAUUAUUUUUAUUUGUAAUUAUUUUAUUUAAUAAUUGUUGACUGUGAUUGGAUCAAACAAACUCGAGCAAUGUCAUCUAAGUUUUUAUUCUAACAAAACUUGUAUUUAUUAUGAUUUUUUUCAUAAAUAUUUUUUUUUCAAAUAACUACUUUUAUGAGUAAUGUUAAGUUUGUUUGGUACUUUUAUAAUUUCCUAUCAGUUUUAGUUUUACAUAAUGGAAAAAAACCGAUUCUGUAUUGUAUUUUGUACAAUUACCAAAAGUAUGUGCAAACUACAUUACGUAUUCGCUCAUGUAACUACAACCGUUUUUUAUUUAUACAAAACAAAAAACUGGUCUCCGAUUUUAUUUUAGUUUUUUAGUAUUAUAGUGCAUCAUUAUACUUUUGUGUAAUAAUAUACAUGUAUGUAGUUUGUAUUCUUCAUUGCUAUGUAUUGAAUGAGUUUUAUUAUUAAUAUUUUUUUUUUUUUUACGUAUGCUUGUACAAUUUACAUUUAAGUAUACAUAUUAUGUGUAUGUUACCCCUUUGUAUUUGUGCAAUCUGAAUCUAUUUUUUUUAUUAUUAUUAUUAUUAUUGUUAUUAUUUUUUUUUUUGAAAUUACUUUUUGCGUGUUUUUGCGUGAGUGUUUUUUUUUAAGUAACGUGUGAUUAAAAAAAAUAUUUUUCUUAAACUGACGCCCUGCAUAAGGGCAAAAUUGAUAACAAUGUUAUUAAUCAUUAUUAAAAAUAAGAGAAAAAGUCUUUGUUCCAAAAAUGAACACAUAAUUCCCAUAAUAUAAUAUUAUAUCCAUCAAAGCAAUAUUAUAAUAGUAAUAAAUAAUAUUAAUCAAAUAUGAAUUUAUAUUUUUUUCUUUUUAUUUAUAUUAUGACUUAAGACUGUUGAAUUGUAUUUUUUUAGUGUAGUAAUAUUUUUUUGUAUUUUUACGAUAAUAAUAUUUAAUAUGCAAACUAAAAAUUUUCUUUAUUCAAAACUAAUCCCACGUUAUAUUUAGUUUUUUUAGAUUGUAGUCUACUUACUAGAUAUAGAAAUAAUCUAUUUUUUCUAAUUAUUGUAGUUUAAAAAAUUGUACAUUUUUGUACAGAAUUUUAAAAUGAAAGAUUUAAUGAUAAAAAUAAAUACAUAUAUUUUGUAAGACCAAUUUGUAUAAAAUAUAAAUUUUAAUAAUAAGCAAUGACAAACAAAAAUGUAUAUCAAAAUGAUAAAAAAGAUAUCAGUUGUACAAAACUAGGUUACCUAAUAAUAUUAGGCCUAAUUUUGUAAGAGAAAAAUUGACUUUUUGUGUUUAUUUUAUUACCAGCGUGUAAUUUUCAAUAUAAUAUAUUCUUUUAUUCAUUUUUUUUUUUAAUUUUGCUCAAUUAGAUAACAUUUUAUUUGGAUAUACUAUUAUUACUCGUGUAAAAUGAAAAAGUAUUAUCUCAAAUGUUACAUUGAAACAUGUUAAAUUACUUUCAAUCAAUGUUAAAUGAACAACAGCCCACCUAUAUAAUUUAUUAUUAAGAUAGUUGUCGCUAUGGUACCCGGUAUACAUACACCAUUAUGUCGAUUAAGUAUAACUUUUUUGCAUUAAAAAUCAUAAAUUAAGGAGUCUUAGAAGUAGCUAGUAGAAGUAAUAAAUUAUAAUAGUUAAGAAAAAAAGGAGAAUAAACGAUACUAUUUUAUUGACUGAUACCCAUUUAUUUAAAUUUAUAUUGAAUAUAACUUUUUGUACUAACAUAAUUUAUAUAUUAAGUCCCAUUGUGGACUAGGUACCAUAGCAAAUGUAAUUGCGCUUUAAAAUGUAUUAAGUCAGAAACAGUGUUCACCUGUCCCAUUUUCAGUGACUAGAUUAUAAAACAAUAGCCUCUAUAUAAUGUAUUGUAUUUUUUAAUUUAUGAUUACAAUAAUAAUUAAGUCUGUGUAUACAUUGAUAUAUAUAUAUAUAUAUAUAUAUUUUUUUUUUUAUUACUAUAAUACUAUUAAGAUCUCAGUUAAGUGUUACAAAUAUGCUGCGACUUGAUGAAUCAUACAUAAUCUAUAUAUUUUUUUUUGUAUUAUUGAAAUAACACAUUUAUCCUGUGUAUCUUUUUAGUUUUAAAAGAAAACCAAUUUACAAAAAACUAAUAAAUAAUUUGAAGAAAAUAUGCUGCAAGUCACUCUAAAAAAAAUAGUAAGACAAUGUUUAUUAUAUUACCAUGUUCCGUUUUACCUAAAACGUCAAGCUAAUUUUAAACACAAUGUUACUAGAAAUUAUUAAAAGGCACAAUAUACUAAAUUUCUAUAAUAAUAAUAACAUAUUGACAAUACAAUUUGUUUUCAACAAUUGCAAGAGAAUCUUCAGUUAAACUAAAAGUAAUUGAGACGAUUCAUGAUAGAUAAAUUUAUAUCAUUUUUUCAGUACUAAAUAAAUUGUGAAUAACGUUUAAAAUAAAAUGAUAUCAAGUUGUUUUUGUUCAUCAUUUAGGUAAUAAACUAUAACUAUUGGCCAACCAUUUGAUACUAUGAGUAUCUUAAACUGUUGAUUACUUAUAACCCGUUCAGAUUAAUUUUUUCCAAUUCUACAUAAUGCAUAAAUUACUAAUAUGCAAUUUAUCAUUUCCUAUAAGCGUGUGUAAAAUUUUAAAUAAAUUUUAAAAAAUAACUUACUGUAUGUUGGAAUAU